UAGAAAUUAAAAUACUUUGAGCUUUUCAAAAUAAAGUUUUUUUUUUCCUUGGGUCCCAUUUUUUUCUUCUUUUUUUUUUUUGGUGAAUUUAUUUAUUGUCAAAAAAAGGUUAGUUUUUUGGUUAAAAAAAUUGUUCUUUUCUACUGUUUUGAUCUUGUUGAGCAGAAAAAAAGUGUGGGGUUUUCUUGGUUUUUGCUAUAUUGUAAUUGGUCAGAGAAAAUUUUAUUUUUAAUUUUGUUUUUGAGCUGAAUUAAGGGAUUUGAGAGUAUUCUUGAAAUUCCAACUUUUCUACAAUUUUGAUUUGGUUUUGAAGCAAUUUUUUGUUUCUGUGUUUUUGUUGUUUUAUGUUGUAACUAGGUGGAUUUUUUUUUUUUUUUUUAAAGCAAGGGGCUUGAGUGUUUGUAAGUGUUCUUGAAUUUCCAUUUUUUCUACAAUUUUGAUUUGGUUCUGAAGAUAGUUUUGUAUUUCCUUUUUAUGGGGUUUUGUUAAUUCAUGUUGUAAUUUUGUGAAAAUAUUUAAUUUUAAUUUUUUUUUUUUUUUUUUUUUUAGUUUAAGUAAGGGGUUUGAGAUUCUUGAAAUUCCAGUUUUUAUUUAAUGAUUUCUAUAGUGAGUUGGGAUGGAAGAAAGGGUUAAUUUUUAGAAUUUGGUGUUAAAAUAGAGAUGAAGGAAACUAAGCUUGAAGAAGGAGAGGCUUGUGAUGAUACAACUGUUGACCCUGAUAUUGCACUCUCCUAUAUUGAUGAGAAACUCCAAGAUGUUUUGGGACAUUUCCAAAAGGAUUUUGAGGAUGGAGUUUCAUCUGAGAACUUGGGGUCAAAAUUUGGUGGAUACGGUUCGUUUUUACCUACCUAUCAGCGUUCACCUUCUUGGACCUGUACAAAGACUCCACCAGAGGCCUACCACAAUGACAUAUCAAAAUCACCGAGCAAUUUGCGCCCAGAGGGUGGUCGUCGACCCUCAUCAGCUUCUUCAUCCACUUCCCUAUCAGGAAGGCCCCUAGCACUGAAGACUCCAGCAGCUAAUGGGAAAACAAAUCCAGAUGAAGACUCCACUUCAAAAAGUGAUAUAGUCAAGAAGCCAACAAAUCUCUCAGACAAGAAAGCUCCCCAGUUGCAUAACAAAGUUGGUAAUGAAGAUUUGUCAACUCAAAAGAAAGCUGAAAUCUAUAGCGGGCUUGGCCUUGAUGUCUCUCCAUCAUCAUCGCCAGAUGAUAGCCCGAUGAACAAUGAGGGGUUAUCCCAUGAUCUUAAGGAUUCCCGAAGUGAAUCUCCGACAAGUAUACUUCAGAUUAUGACCUCAUAUCCAUUGCAUGAUGGUCUAUUAUUAUCCCCACUUUCGGAUGAUUUGAUUUGCUUGACCGAAAAAGUAAAGCUCUGGGGGAAAUGUGGAUCCCAACAUAUGAUCCAGGGAAACCUAGAAAAUUCUGUUGCAUUAGUAAAUGGAGCUCAUUGUGCAAAAAAUGGUUCGGAGGACAUGAAAAAGAAACAUGUUACAGAUAGAUACAGAGAAUUCUUUGGGGACAUAAAAGCUGAAGAGGAUGAUGUUGAAACUGGUUUACAAGAAAUUCAUUCACCAGAAAUGCUGAAGGUUUCUGAUGCUGUCGGUCAUAAAAGUUUGGUUGAACGUAACAGCUCGAUAAAGGAAAGAGUUAAUGUUGGCAAAACUGAGAAUCCAUGUCCGUCUGGGGAGUAUCCGAUAUUGGCUUCAAAUGGACCAACUUCCGUUGAUGCUUGGCAUACAAGCCAAGAGAACCCGAGUAUUGGUGUACAAGCUAUCGAUUCAAGUGGGAAGACAAGAUAUGGAUUAAAAGUUUCGUCAACUGGAACUAAACAAGACGGCUCGCAAUCUUCAAACUUUCAGGAGAACCCGAAUUGUAGAAGCUCAAGUGGUACUUCUCAUUCAGUUGAUGAAAAUUUCCAUCAACACUUGGGCCUUCCAAAUAGCUCAGUUGUAGAGAAGAGGAGACAUAAAAACAAAGAGAAGAAAAUUUCUCUUGACAACCACUCUGAUGAAGAUAUGAAGGAUGCAAAGAUUCGGGAUAAAUAUACAAACAGGAACUCAGCAAAUGAUUCAAAGAAAGACCUGGUUUCAGCAAAGAACCCAGAAGCCCAUAUUUCAGACGUGUCAAUGCGUAUGGAGAGGUGUGACAGCAAAAAUUCUUUGACAAAGAGAAAAGGGAGCGAACUUCGAGAUUCCUUGACAUGUAAUCCCCAAGAUUCUAUGGAAAAAAUAUGUGAUGACAUCUGCAGGAAGGAAAAGAAAGCAAGGGUCUCCAAGUUUGACCAGAAAGACACUAGCACGAGCUAUUCGCCGAGUGUAAAAGCUGCAGAUUCUUCAAAAAGGGAUCUAUGCAAUUUGCGGCCUUCUAUUGCUGUCUCUUCAGCCUGUCCCACUUCUAGUCCCAAGAGGUCUUCUGACGGUGAAAAUAAUGGCUUCUCCAAUCAAUCCAGUAUAGUUAAGAAGGAUAAUGCCUGCAAUGGCAAGAGUUAUGAUCUAGAGUUCUCUGAAGCUGAUUUGGAGGAGAAAGAUGUUCAUCGUGAAUCAGGUAAAUCAGCUGCAAAACUCAAAGCAAAGACCAUGGUUUCUGGUUAUGCAACUCAUCAGGACGCUGAUGUAAAUGCUUGCAAGACAGAGAACUUGGACCAAGGCUCUGAUAAGGAUAGAAAGAAUGACCAUCAGUGUCAGAAUAGUGGGUCUGUCUCAAAUGGUAGACGAGGUUCCUCGUCACGGCAUAAAGAGAAGAAGCGAGCUCCGAAAUCUGAUUCUGACCAAAAUCAUAUGCCAUUAGAUGAGGAGAAGACGGCACCUGGCAAAAACAAGUCUCAGGAGAGAUCUGAUGUUGGUUCAGAUAGAUUUAAAAAGAGUUCUAAGAAGGAUCCUUCUGGAAAAUUACUGGACAAAAAUGUUAAAGGAGAUAAUCAAUCAAGAUUUGGUCAUCAUGAUGAUGCAGAAGUUCGAUCGGAUGUUAAAAGGCAGGCUGCACUACCAGAUCGAGAUGAUCAGAGAUUAUCGAAGAAACUCGUUACCAACAAAAGUGAGCAGAUUGAAGUCUCUUCCAAGUCUCCUUUAACAAGAGAUCAGAGUGAGACGCUUGUAUUUAAAGAACCAGUUCCUGAAUCUGAAAGAGAAAAUGGGGCAAAUUUGGUUGCAGUUGAUGCUUUUGAAAGGGAAAGGUCAAAUGCUUCAAGACAGAAUAAAAAAGCUAAAACCCACCAUGGAAACCUACCUAAUAGUACUGCUAAUAAGGUCAGGGAUCUAGAUGUUCCCAGCCCUGCUCGGAAGGAUUCAUCAAGUCAAGCUGCUACUAAUGCCAUUAAAGAAGCCACAAACCUUAAACACCUGGCAGAUCGUCUCAAGAAUUCUGGAUUAAGCGAAAGUACGGGUAUCUAUUUCCAAGCGGCACUGAAGUUUCUCCAUGGCGCCUCCUUACUAGAAUUAGACAGCUCCAAGCACGGUGAAGUGAAUCAGUCACGGAGAAUCUAUAGCAGCACCGCAAAACUUUGCCAGUUUUGUGGUCAUGAAUAUGAGAAAUUAAAAGACAUGGCAGCUGCUGCACUUGCCUAUAAAUGCAUGGAGGUCGCACACAUGCGAGUAAUUUAUUCUUCGCAGUCUGAUGCAAAUAGAUACAGAAAUGAGUUACAAACAGCUUUACAAAUUUUUCCUCCAGGUGAGUCUCCUUUCUCUUCUGUCUCUGAUGUUGACAAUUUGAACAAUCCAACAAUAGUAGACAAAGCUGCAUCAGCGAAAGUUGUUGGUUCUCCUCAAGUAGCUGGAACUCAUGUUGUCUCAGCAAGAAAUGGUUCUAGCUUCAUGCGGCUAAUCAACUUGGCACAGGAAGUUAAUUUUGCAAUGGAAGCCUCCAGGAAAUCACGUGUUGCAUUUGCUGCUGCUAAUCCAGGGCCUGGAGAUUCACAAUUAUCCGUUAAGAAGGCCCUUGAUUUCAACUUCCAGGAUGUGGAUGGAUUAGUACGUCUUGUGCGUGUCGCCAUGGAAGCUAUCAGUCAUUAGAUUACAAGCUGUUGCCGAAAUUGUCCACACCUUGGAACAUACUUCUGUACCUGCUCUCCGUGUACUGUCAGUUGAGCAAGUUGAAAAGAGGAUCUCUUGGUUGGAAUUUGCUAUACCAUCUCCCAAAGUUUCAUCUUCUGAAUGCUCUUGUACACCUGUACAGUAAUACAGUCAAACCUCUCUAUAACAACGUCGUUUGUCCCGAAAUGUUUUAGCUGCUAUAGCGAGACAUUGUUAUAGAGAACAUAUAGUAUUAACAUAACAGGAAAGAUCUGUUCCACAGAAAACCUGAUUGUUAUACUGAAAUAUUGUUAUAGAGGAUGACUGUUAUAGAGAGGUCUGACUAUACCAUUUGCUGUUUGUAAGAUAUCCUAGCAGAAGGGAGCCUUGGAGGGUAAAGUUGUCUUGGUGCAACCUAAAAUCAAAAGGUCACGGGUUCGAGGCAUGGAAUCAACCGCUGAUAAGCAUAGGGUAGGCUUCCUACAUCAGAUCUCCUUGGGAUGCGACCGAACACAAACCCUACGUGGGAGUGGGAUGCUUCACUGGCUGCCUUUUUGAUAAAAGAUAUCUUAAGGAAUGCGGUGGUGCUGUCAGAAAUUCACAUCAUUCAGUGGCUCAUUACUUAUCCUGCUGACUUGCCAGUUGACUGCUUCCCCCAAAUUACCUUUCCACUGGUACAUAAGAAACCGAGAUAGCUUGUUGUUUUUGAUCAAAGCAGGAAAGAUGUCGGGAGUGUGUAUAUAUAUAUAUAUAUAUAUAUAUAUAUAUAUAUAUAUAUGCUUCACAUGGGCUGUUGGAUUGUCGAUUAGAGGACUAGGAGUUGCUGUACCUUCUCCCUGUCUACUUUUUGGCAGAUAGGGGUGUCGUGUGAUGAGACUUCCUGUUGUUACUGACAGUUUCAUCUCUUCAUUUGGGAGUUGAGAACUUCAACGCA
Messenger RNA from Lycium ferocissimum, 4942 nucleotides. RefSeq names its product cysteine-tryptophan domain-containing zinc finger protein 7-like. NCBI's taxonomy places the organism in Eukaryota, Viridiplantae, Streptophyta, Magnoliopsida, Solanales, Solanaceae. The record is from RefSeq and is a predicted model, not a curated record. The transcript is spliced from 14 exons. Bases 661 to 4008 code for a protein of 1115 amino acids.